AUGUCCAGCGAAAGCGGAGAUGGCGGUGAUGAGCGCGUCACUAUGCCCUUCAAGUUUGUCACUGCUGGCUUCGACGCACGCUUCCCAAAUCAGAACCAGACCAAACACUGCUGGCAAAAUUAUGUCGACUAUCACAAGUGCAUCAUCGCCCGCGGAGAGGACUUCCCACCAUGCCGACAGUUCUACCUUUCCUUCAAGUCUCUAUGCCCAGGUGCAUGGGUCCAAAGGUGGGAUGAUCAGCGCGAAGCCGGUACCUUUCCAGCCAAGCUCGACUCAUAG
This is a messenger RNA of Verruconis gallopava, 279 nucleotides long. RefSeq lists its product as uncharacterized. The record is from RefSeq and is a predicted model, not a curated record. The coding region runs from base 1 to 279 and encodes 92 amino acids. The transcript is spliced from 6 exons. NCBI's taxonomy places the organism in Eukaryota, Fungi, Ascomycota, Dothideomycetes, Venturiales, Sympoventuriaceae. Gene Ontology annotation, cellular component: respiratory chain complex IV; mitochondrion.